Molecule: messenger RNA, 1134 nt
Organism: Fulvia fulva
Lineage: Eukaryota; Fungi; Ascomycota; Dothideomycetes; Mycosphaerellales; Mycosphaerellaceae
Exons: 2
Coding region: 1-1134 (377 amino acids)
Source: RefSeq, a predicted model, not a curated record
AUGUCGCGCGCGACCCCGGUCGAGUAUGACUAUCCAGCAGGCUUCCUUCGCGGAAAUGUCCCCGACAUCAUCAUGAUGCCCUGUGGCGUGCACAAGCGACCCAAGAAGAUCUCCGUGCAGCCUCGGCGCCUUGGGGAGCGUCCUCGAACUGGUGCUCAGCGCUACAGACGCCAGGUCGAGGGUGGAGACAAGCUGGGAUCCUGCGAGUGCGACUUCCACGACUUCCCAGAACUACGUGCGGAGCGUGAGAAAGCAGCAAUGAUCACUCAAUUUUCGCGUACAUUCUUCCCAUUCCGCAGGCUCCCGGGCGAGCUUCGCAACAACAUCCACGGGCUCGUCCUCACCUUCCGCGACGCCAUCGAGUUCUGCCCAGAGCCUUUUACCUUCAGCGGUCAAGGCCAGCUCAAGGGCGACUUUCUCGUCAACUACAAGCAGAGUGCCAAGUAUCAUCAUCAAAGUACGAAGCACAAGCUUAACACCGCAGCCGCAUUGAUGCGCACCGAUCGUCAAAACAGCAAGGAGACCACGUCCAUCUUCUACGGUACCAACGAGUUCCGAUUCAGUAACACCACGGGCUGGAUCUCGCUUGACUUCUUCCUCAACAAGAUCGGACUCGAAAAGGCUGCAAUGCUUCGCAUGGUCACUGUUUGCCACCCCAAGUUUCUCGUCAAGCCUGUAUCUGUCUCCAGCCAGGAGUCGUUCAAGAAGGGUUGCAUCUACCUCGAGAUUGGAGGCAUCAUCAAGGAGCCAGGCUUCGUCUACGAGAAGCGCUGGUUCGAGGAGCAGGGCACCACUAGGGACCCAGCUCUCGUCCUCGAGAAAGUGGGCGAGCUCCAGAAGCUCUGUCUUACUGUCCCGGUCUACGCUGAUCCGGGCGCUGCGAACGACACGGUGGUGGACGAGAACAAGUUCGAGGAUCUCAAGAUCAGCUUCCUGGGUCUGCACAGCAAGAGCGUGCCCGCAAAGUGGAUCAACGAGCCAGGCUGGUGGGUUCGAGACAAUAUCCGUAAGGGUAGAGCAUCUGCUCAGUCUGCUGGAGUUCAGAACGGGAAGCAGUACAAGGUUGAGGACAUCUUUCUUGAUGAGGUUGGGUUCUACCGCUCGUUGGCUAUGGCAAGACCCGAAAAGAAUUAG